Molecule: messenger RNA, 834 nt
Organism: Brassica oleracea var. oleracea
Lineage: Eukaryota; Viridiplantae; Streptophyta; Magnoliopsida; Brassicales; Brassicaceae
Product: putative F-box/LRR-repeat protein At5g25860
Exons: 4
Coding region: 1-834 (277 amino acids)
Molecular function (GO): protein binding
Source: RefSeq, a predicted model, not a curated record
AUGAAAAAGGUGGAAUCGAGGUCAAGGGAUGAAAUCAGCUUCCUUCCAGAUGAGAUACUUGCACAUAUCUUGUCCUUCCUCCCCACGAAACGAGCUGCUUCCACAUCAAUCCUCUCCAGACGAUGGAGGAACCUGUUCACACUAAUGAUUCGUAUCUUUGCAUCUCAACACCAUCUCAUAUUUGACGAUACAGAUUUGCUUCAUCCCGGGAAAACAUAUCACAUGAGAGAAGUUGCUUGGAAGAAUUUUAGGGCUCUCGUUGAGACCACACUGUCUCUACUACAACUACAACAACAACAAGACGGUAAUCGCAAUAACUCGUUAAAGAAAUUGUCAUUGAUAUAUACAGAUGGGAUACCAUCUCUACAAGUGUCUACCGUCUUCACAAGCAAGACACUGGUGAAGCUUACAUUAGAAACAGCGCUUCGUAUUGGAGAUGUUCCUACAGGGAAGUUUAUGCUUCUAGGCUUUGAUCACUGGGGUGGCAAUGGUGGUUUUCCCUUGUUUGGAAAUCUCGUUAAACUAUCUUUCGAAUGUAAAACCAAAAGGGGUUCGAAAGUUCUUUGGAGCCUGAUCAAAAACUCUCCAAAGCUAGAAACUUUGAUUCUCAAGGGCUUUUGUUAUAUAAGAAGAAAUCGCGAGAAUAUUAAUGAUGCAAAUGUAGUGAAGGUGCUGGAGAUUCGUGGGUACAAAGGAACUGGUAGAGAAGUGAUUCAAGUGAAAAGUUUCUUGUGGGAGCUUGAGUUUCUUCAAGUAAUGAAAGUACAAGUUGAUGAGAAGAUAGAUGAUGACAAGAAGUUGCAACUCACCAAAAGACGUUCUAGCUCUACCUAA